AUGAGUUUACCUGGAUGGUGUCCGCCGUAUAAACCACAUAAGAAGGAUCAAGUGACUGGCGAGGAUGUUUACUGCAUUUGUAAAAAGCCCGAUGGUGGAGAACUGAUGGUUCUCUGUGAUGGAUGCGAGGACUGGUUCCAUUUCACUUGCGUCAAGAUACCAAUAGCUUAUAAAGACCUUGUAUUUUCAUUCUAUUGUCCGUAUUGUCAGGCAGGGAUCACAAAUCAAGUUCAAUGUGGAGUUUGCCUUCCAAAGACAAUUUGGAAACGGAAGUGUAGGUUAUUAAACUGUUACAAGGAAUGUCUCAAGAAUAGUAAAUACUGUUGUAGUGAGCAUGGUGAGACGUAUAUGAAAGAACUGCUGAAUAGAUUUGGAGACUCAGAAAGUGAAUCAGCAGCUAUCUUGAAGCAAAUGCUAAAGACUGCUAACUUUGAAAGUUUAGGCUUGAAAGGUAUGCCGGUAGCGAAGCGAGAAAUGAACCCACAGCUGUACGAUCAGUUAAUUGAAGGCGAUAAACGACUGGAUGAUCUACAAAAACAACUGGUUAUGUUGCAUGAUGAAAAGAUGCCUUCUAUUAAGGCAAUGAUGGAUUCUCUAAACAAGUACCAGGUGUGGCUGAAGGAUGUGGACAAGCUGUUAUUUCAAGAUAAACGGGAGGAAAGCCCAUACGACUUAGCAGCUUCUAAGAAAAAGGGUAGGGGGAGCAAAUCUAAAAAGAUAAAGACCAAAUCCCUCUGUGGUUACAGCCAAACUCAUGUGAUACCAUGUUCAGCUGAGGAAUUCGUAUCCCAAUAUACGGAAGAGUCUGUAGCCCUGCAUUCAAUAUGCUGCAAAUUACGUUGCAUAAAGCAUCAAGAUUGGGCGGAUAUCCAGCGAAAUGCUUGGGAAUUUGAGAUUGAGUGCCUAGAAAAUUCAGAACAGAGAAUACAGUUAUUGAUCAACAUUCGAAAGGAACAGCUAGCCAUCCAGUUCUACGAGUCACUUAGUUGA
Eremothecium cymbalariae DBVPG#7215 is the source of this 990-nucleotide messenger RNA. It is a transcript of the gene SPP1, whose product is annotated as Spp1p. Gene Ontology annotation, cellular component: Set1C/COMPASS complex. The record is from RefSeq and is a predicted model, not a curated record. The transcript has a single exon. The coding region runs from base 1 to 990 and encodes 329 amino acids. NCBI's taxonomy places the organism in Eukaryota, Fungi, Ascomycota, Saccharomycetes, Saccharomycetales, Saccharomycetaceae. Gene Ontology annotation, biological process: positive regulation of DNA-templated transcription.